Messenger RNA from Python bivittatus (Burmese python), 384 nucleotides. Lineage: Eukaryota; Metazoa; Chordata; Lepidosauria; Squamata; Pythonidae. The record is from RefSeq and is a predicted model, not a curated record.
GGGCCGCCCGCCGUACUGAGGGAGGCUGUCGAGGCUGUGGUCCGGAGCUUCGCUAAGCACACACAGGGAUACGGCCGCGUCAAUGUUGUCGAAGCGCUUCAGGAAUUCUGGCAGAUGAAGCAAUCACGUGGUGCUGAUCUGAAAAAUGGUGCCCUGGUGGUUUAUGAAAUGGUCCCAUCCAAUAGUCCUCCUUACAUUUGCUAUGUCACGUUACCAGGGGGGAGCUGUUUCGGCAGUUUUCAGUUUUGCCCAACAAAAGCUGAGGCCAGGAGAAGCGCUGCAAAAAUUGCACUGAUGAAUUCAGUCUUCAAUGAGCAUCCGUCCCGGAGGAUCACAGAUGAAUUUAUUGAGAAAAGUGUCUUGGAGGCUUUGGCAUCUUUCAAU